This is a messenger RNA of Gorilla gorilla gorilla (western lowland gorilla), 3571 nucleotides long. It is a transcript of the gene SYNCRIP, whose product is annotated as synaptotagmin binding cytoplasmic RNA interacting protein. NCBI's taxonomy places the organism in Eukaryota, Metazoa, Chordata, Mammalia, Primates, Hominidae. Gene Ontology annotation, molecular function: RNA binding. Bases 321 to 2009 code for a protein of 562 amino acids. The record is from RefSeq and is a predicted model, not a curated record. The transcript is spliced from 12 exons.
CCGAAGGUUCCCGUGAAAGCGGAGCCGCGCGGCUGCGAGGAGGGCCCACUGCCCAGCUGGGGAGAUCGAGUCUCCAAAGGCGACUCUCGCACUCGAGUACCGCCGGUCCGGCGGACCAAAGGUCCGCGGGUCUCCGCGCCGCUCCCCUCCCCCGCGGCCCCAUUGUCUGCCUCGCCCCGCCCCGGGGGACACGUGCGCCUGCAGCUUCCCGAGGAGGAGAGCGCGGGGCGGUGGCAGCGGCGUGGACACCGCCCGGAACGGCUACGCGGCCGCGGAGCCGGGGGCGGGGGCCGGGCGCGCACAGACCGAUCUCUGGAAACAUGGCUACAGAACAUGUUAAUGGAAAUGGUACUGAAGAGCCCAUGGAUACUACUUCUGCAGUUAUCCAUUCAGAAAAUUUUCAGACAUUGCUUGAUGCUGGUUUACCACAGAAAGUUGCUGAAAAACUAGAUGAAAUUUACGUUGCAGGGCUAGUUGCACAUAGUGAUUUAGAUGAAAGAGCUAUUGAAGCUUUAAAAGAAUUCAAUGAAGACGGUGCAUUGGCAGUUCUUCAACAGUUUAAAGACAGUGAUCUCUCUCAUGUUCAGAACAAAAGUGCCUUUUUAUGUGGAGUCAUGAAGACUUAUAGGCAGAGAGAAAAACAAGGGACCAAAGUAGCAGAUUCUAGUAAAGGACCAGAUGAGGCAAAAAUUAAGGCACUCUUGGAAAGAACAGGCUACACACUUGAUGUGACCACUGGACAGAGGAAGUAUGGAGGACCACCUCCAGAUUCCGUUUAUUCAGGUCAGCAGCCUUCUGUUGGCACUGAGAUAUUUGUGGGAAAGAUCCCAAGAGAUCUAUUUGAGGAUGAACUUGUUCCAUUAUUUGAGAAAGCUGGACCUAUAUGGGAUCUUCGUCUAAUGAUGGAUCCACUCACUGGUCUCAAUAGAGGUUAUGCGUUUGUCACUUUUUGUACAAAAGAAGCAGCUCAGGAGGCUGUUAAACUGUAUAAUAAUCAUGAAAUUCGUUCUGGAAAACACAUCGGUGUCUGCAUCUCAGUUGCCAACAAUAGGCUUUUUGUGGGCUCUAUUCCUAAGAGUAAAACCAAGGAACAGAUUCUUGAAGAAUUUAGCAAAGUAACAGAGGGUCUUACAGACGUCAUUUUAUACCACCAACCGGAUGACAAGAAAAAAAACAGAGGCUUUUGCUUUCUUGAAUAUGAAGAUCACAAAACAGCUGCCCAGGCAAGGCGUAGGUUAAUGAGUGGUAAAGUCAAGGUCUGGGGGAAUGUUGGAACUGUUGAAUGGGCUGAUCCUAUAGAAGAUCCUGAUCCUGAGGUUAUGGCAAAGGUAAAAGUGCUGUUUGUACGCAACCUUGCCAAUACUGUAACAGAAGAGAUUUUAGAAAAGGCAUUUAGUCAGUUUGGGAAACUGGAACGAGUGAAGAAGUUAAAAGAUUAUGCAUUCAUUCAUUUUGAUGAGCGAGAUGGUGCUGUCAAGGCUAUGGAAGAAAUGAAUGGCAAAGACUUGGAGGGAGAAAAUAUUGAAAUUGUUUUUGCCAAGCCACCAGAUCAGAAAAGGAAAGAAAGAAAAGCUCAGAGGCAAGCAGCAAAAAAUCAAAUGUAUGACGAUUACUACUAUUAUGGUCCACCUCAUAUGCCCCCUCCAACAAGAGGUCGAGGGCGUGGAGGUAGAGGUGGUUAUGGAUAUCCUCCAGAUUAUUAUGGAUAUGAAGAUUAUUAUGAUUAUUAUGGUUAUGAUUACCAUAACUAUCGUGGUGGAUAUGAAGAUCCAUACUAUGGUUAUGAAGAUUUUCAAGUUGGAGCUAGAGGAAGGGGUGGUAGAGGAGCAAGGGGUGCUGCUCCAUCCAGAGGUCGUGGGGCUGCUCCUCCCCGCGGUAGAGCCGGUUAUUCACAGAGAGGAGGUCCUGGAUCAGCAAGAGGCGUUCGAGGUGCGAGAGGAGGUGCCCAACAACAAAGAGGCCGCGGGCAGGGAAAAGGGGUCGAGGCCGGUCCUGACCUGUUACAAUGAAGACUGACUUGCUAUGUGGGAUUACACCAGAAGCUUGCAGUGGAGUAAUGGUAAGGAAAUCAAGCAACCUUAAAUAUGUCGGCUGUAUAGGAGCAUAUUCUAUUGCAGAAGACCUUCCUAUGAAGAUCAUGGAAUCAAAUACGGGACAUUGAACUAAUACUUGGACUUUGAUAUGAAUUUCUUUAACAAUUUUCUCUGCAGUGCAAGUUAUUAAACUAAAGCUACUCUAUUUUCAAAAUGUGUUCCAACAGAAAUCCUUCAUAACUCCUAGCAUGGUAUCUUAAUAAAGAAUAAAGAUCUUUUAAAAAUCUGCUCUAAGUAGAUUUUUCCCCUUUUUUAAAUUAAGGAUCCCAGCAGUGGUAUUUUGAAAUAUUCUCUUGAAUUUGUGCAUUUAAAUUUUAUUGCAGUGGUAUAGAUGAAUGCCACUGAUGGUAUCCUUAAAUUUUAUUUCUGCUCACCAAGGUUAAUCAUGAUUGUCUAUAUCUUUUUUAUAGUGAUCACUUUUGAAUUGUGUUCAGAUAUGCAGUUUCAGGUGUAAUCAUCAGAGCUGGUUAGUCAGGCAUUCCAGAUAGUGGUUCUUUUCAGAACCUUUUUAAAAGGGUUGGUUAACUACCUCAGUAGCAGAGGAUUGAACUAUACCCUGUCUGUACUGUACAUAGAAAAUCUUUGUAGAUAAAAGCAAGGCUUGUUAAAUAUGAUAUGAGGGUAAGAUUUUAAUAUACCAAAUGUAACAUUCUUAGUUGCCUUUAGUUUCAGAGGCUUGUAAGACUUCCUCAUGACCAUCAUAACAGGCCUUGCUUUUGUCGUAUUUUGUGGCUGAAAAAGCAGCCUUGCUUCUUCAGAUAUUGUAGUUAUUUGGAUGUAUAAUAGUUUAGCAAGAUGUUACUUUUGUAAGACAUCAGAUGUUCAAAAAAGUGCAUCCGAACUUGUACUAAAUACUGCAGUGUCCCUUUAUAAAAAGUCAGACUAAAACUGACAAUUGUACAGCGAAGCCUGACAUUUGGAUAUUUUGAAGUUUUUUCAUAAAUCAUAGAAAUUAGUAUAUGGCUGUAGUUUAGCUUUUUAGGUAAAAGGUAUGUUUCAUUAGUGCAUUUCUUCCUGCUGAUCACUGUAAACAUGUGAAUCAGCUUUCCAUUUCUUACGCAGGUCAUGAUAACUUGUAGAGUAGAGUACAAUCAUUUGUGCUAUGUUUUUAAUUUUCUAAAGCACCUUGAUGACAGUGAGUGUCCAGUGGUGAAGCAUCCUCUAUUGAACCACCCUCAAAAAUUUUUUUGCCAAGUCCUAAGUUGAUAGCUUAAAGUAAAAAGUGAAAAUUAUAGUUUCAUUAGGACUUGGUGUAAAGAAAUCCCCUCUCCCCUUCCCCAAAGGGAUACUGCAGUUAUAUCACAUACCCAAUAGGCACCACAAUGAAGAUCAGAGCUUAUACUUAAUUAAGGUUUUAUACACACCAGUUCCCCAGUAAAUGCAAAUUUAACAAGAAAAUUAGACAUGUCAUAUGUUCAAAAUGCUCAUGGCAAACAAUCAUUUUGCAUUCCUGCAAAUAAAAUUGUUUUAUACUGUAA